Molecule: messenger RNA, 2707 nt
Organism: Colletotrichum destructivum
Lineage: Eukaryota; Fungi; Ascomycota; Sordariomycetes; Glomerellales; Glomerellaceae
Product: Putative sec1-like protein
Exons: 4
Coding region: 210-2351 (713 amino acids)
Biological process (GO): endoplasmic reticulum to Golgi vesicle-mediated transport; intracellular protein transport
Cellular component (GO): Golgi membrane; cytosol
Molecular function (GO): syntaxin binding
Source: RefSeq, a predicted model, not a curated record
CCCUGUACGUACCUCUGUCUGUCGCAACUGCAAGUCGCCAACCUCAAUCUGCCAACGCGACUACGAAGACUGGCUUGGAACAUCAGCAUAAACGCUCGAUAGCUCUUGUUAGCCUCGGUGUUUGAUUUCAUGCGACUUGUCGAUACACAUCCCUGGCAAACCCAGCUUCAUCAAGCUAGCUAGAGCUGCAAAGCUCCCCCACCAUCGCCAUGGCAGCGAAAGGCCAUUCGCUGCGCGAUCGCCAGAUCUCCGCUCUGAAGAAACUCCUUAGCUUGAACGACUCCUUUACCGAAAGCGACACCGAUAACACCCAAGCCAAUGGCGGCGCACUUGGACCGACGGGCGCCAUCAUAACCUCCGAUGGCGAUCCCUUGUGGAAGGUCCUCGUCUUUGAUGAUCUCGGCCGAGAUGUCAUCAGCAGCGUUCUUCGGGUCAGCGACUUGCGGGCGUUGGGCAUCACGAUGCACAUGCAUAUUGGGUCCUCCAGACACGCGAUUCCGGACGUACCAGUCAUCUACCUGCUCGAGCCAACGGCGCAGAACCUCCAACACAUCACCAGCGAUCUCCAAAAGGGCCUCUACAACCCCGCCUACCUGAAUUUCCUGUCCUCCAUCCCCCGACCGCUGCUGGAAGACUUCGCAGAGCAGACGAUAACAGCCGGCACGUCUGACAGCAUUGCCAGGCUUAUGGACCAAUAUCUGAAUUUCAUUGUCGCGGAGCCGGAUCUUUUCAACUUAGGCAUGCAACGAGAUCACACAUAUUGGGCGCUGAACAGCGCAACAACCAAUGACGAAGAGUUGGACAGAGUCGUCGAUAGAAUCGUCAGCGGCUUGUUCAGCGUCAUUGUCACCAUGGGCGUCAUUCCCAUUAUCCGUUGUCCUAAGGGCGCCGCCGCAGAGAUGAUCUCGGCGAAGCUCGAUCGAAAGCUGCGCGACCACAUCCUCAACUCGAAAGAAAACCUGUUCUCCUCCAGUGCCCGGCCGGCGUCUUCUGCCGGAACGCCACAAUCCCGCCCCGUGCUCAUCAUUCUCGACCGCAAUGUGGACUUAAUACCUAUGCUUUCCCAUUCCUGGACCUACCAAUCUCUGGUCCAUGAUGUUUUGAAUAUGAAAUUGAACCGAAUCACGAUAGAGACGCCCAUAGACGAGAACAAUCCUGCCAAGGGGACCACCAAGAAAGCCUACGACUUGACCGCGAGCGACUUUUUCUGGACCAAGAAUGCGGCCGUGCCGUUCCCUCAAGUGGCAGAGGACAUUGACGCGGAGUUGACGCGAUACAAGGAGGACGCCGCAGCGGUAACAAAGAAGACUGGAGUGACGGAUCUUGAAGACCUUCAAAACGACACGAGUGCCAGCGCACAACACUUGAAGGCAGCUAUUACUCUGUUGCCAGAACUGCGCGAGCGCAAGGCGGUGCUCGACAUGCACAUGAACAUUCUGGCGGCGCUCUUGACGGGCAUCAAGAACCGGCAACUAGACAACUUCUUCCAAGUCGAGGAAGGCGUUAUGAAGCAGACCAAGGCACAAAUAUUGGAGCUCAUCAAGGACAACACAAAGGGCGACGAUCCCGUCGACAAACUGAGACUGUUCGUCAUUUGGUACCUGAGCACUGAACAAGACGUCGGCCGAACAGAAUGGGAGGGCUUCGAGAAGGCCCUUACCGAGUGCGGCGCAGACACGACAUCUCUCCCGUAUAUUCGGCAAGUUCGUGCUACUACCAAGAUGACCCAGCUCACCACCAUUUCCAACCCGAACACAAAUCAGGCAGCCUCCUCUGACAUCUUUGGUCGCUUUUCCUCAAUCUCCAACCGGUUCACCGACCGCCUCAAGGAAACGGGCGUCCCCACUGGCCUGUCUUCCAACUUCGAGUCCCUGAUUGGCGGCAUCAAGAACUUCCUCCCCGCCAACCGCGACCUGACCAUUACCAAGAUCGUGGAGUCCAUCAUGGACCCCUCAACCGCCGCGAGCUCUGCAAUCGCCAAGACGGAAAGCUACCUCUACUUUGACCCCCGUUCCGCCAACGCCCGCGGCACUAUGCCCCCACCAAGCGCAAUCCGCGCCGGCGCCGGGGGCUCCUCGGCGCCAGGCGGCCUCCCGGGUCAGACAAUCGCCGGCCAGACCGCGGGCACCGGCGCCAGCUUUGGUCAGCGCCGCCAGGGCUUCUCCGAAGCUGUCGUUUUCACCGUCGGCGGCGGCAGUAUGGACGAGUACGGCAACCUGCAAGAAUGGGUCGAGCGGACGGGCGGCGACCGCGCCAAGAGGCGGGUUGUCUAUGGCAGCACGGAGAUGCUCAACGCCGAAGAGUUCAUCAAGCAAGAGCUAGAGAGGCUCGGAAAGGAGGUGUCUUCGUAACGCGGGCCGGGCUAGCCAUGGGAGCUUUUAACCAGGGUGGUCAUUUUGACCAACCUCGCGGGCGCUGGAAAUGAAACCAAAGAGUAAAUCAGAUUCCCAUUCUGGUUGGUCCAUAUUACAUCGCUCCCAGACUGCAACGGUCAUCUACUUAGUCCUUGUAAGACUUGCACCGGUGCUGUCCUCUCGCAUGGUCUUAGUUACACCAGACGGAGGGAGGGUAGGACUUGGCUCCUGAUUGACCAGCGGGGUAGCCACGCAGAGCACGGCCCCUGCUUCACCUGCAAAAAAACAAAAAGGCAAAAACGCAUGCGUGCAGAGCUGUGGUCUUUACCGGUCAUGCCAAUUUUGGGUCUCUU